Molecule: messenger RNA, 2830 nt
Organism: Lineus longissimus
Lineage: Eukaryota; Metazoa; Nemertea; Pilidiophora; Heteronemertea; Lineidae
Product: toll-like receptor 13
Exons: 1
Coding region: 47-2128 (693 amino acids)
Biological process (GO): toll-like receptor signaling pathway; inflammatory response; immune response
Cellular component (GO): plasma membrane
Molecular function (GO): transmembrane signaling receptor activity; protein binding
Source: RefSeq, a predicted model, not a curated record
CGGAAUUUUUAAAGGCCUGAAGCCCACAGUUUUGAGAUUCAAACGCAUGUCAAACAAAAUUCCUGCGAACCAGAUUGCUGAGGCUGUCUGCUCUAUGGAUCUAUCUCAUUUGUCUUACGCUGACUUCACCGCUAUCGGACUUAACCGUAUUUCCACAAAGAUGGCUGAAUGUCUUCAAUCUUCCCGCGUACUUAUCCUGAAUCAAAAUGAUUUUUCUAACAUUACCAGUCUCAGUUCUCUUGGACAUGUUAAAAAUCUGAAACGAAUCGACGUGACUGGUUCCCAUAUCACAGGAGCUGCUACUCUCGGCUUCAUUCGGGAAAUCCAACUUAAAGACAUUGAUAUCAGUGACAACAAUCUUCCUACAACAGAAGUGAAAAAGAUCAUCUGUGAUCUCGACCCAAGAUUUAUAGAAACGAUAGAUGCCAGUGGUAACCAAAUUGGUUACAUUGGUGACGAUUUCUUUAGUUGUUUGGCCAAGAGUAAGGUUAAAGAACUAAUUCUUAGAGGAGGCAAUAUUACUGGUGUGUCUAAACUCGCCUUGGGUAAUUUUCUUGGUGCCCUAAACCUUAAUUUCGCAGAUAACUUGAUUCCAAUUGAGGAUUUGUCGUUUGUAACUGCAGCAAUACAUGUGAGGUCACUCGAUCUGAGCCAUAAUAAACUAACAAAGUUUCCAGACUUUAAGUUGAAUGAUUCAUGUCUUAACAUCAAACAUCUGGUAGAGCUUCACCUUCUUGGAAACGACAUUAGUAGAGUAGAAGAGGAAGAGGCGAGAUGCCUGUACAGGUUAGAGGUUUUGAUCCUGAAGCGCAACAAGAUCGUUGUCUUGCCAGAUAGAGCCUUUAGGAAUUUGACUCGCCUCAGGCAACUGUCUUUAGGUACCAAUAAACUGGAAAGACUCGGGCAGAACUCGCUGCCGAAUCAGCUAAGAGAACUAGAUCUUGUAGAGAAUGAUCUCCAAUACUUUGGGCUAUCGCCGAUCGCGGGUUUAAACAAACUUUAUAAAUUCGGCACAACUGGAGCAGAUUUCAUCAACUGGCGUGGACUGUUUAUCAACAAGACCGAACUUCAAAGUCUUCAUAUUGGAUCCGGCAGAAUCACGAUGAACCACCUGAAUGAUAUACUGCGUAACGUGACAUCUUUGAAGUCUCUCCGUCUUGAGAAAAUGGAUAUACGAGAGAUACCCCACGAAAUACUUCAUCUUAAACAUCUUAAAUCAUUGACACUGGUGAGCAACAAAAUUGAAAUGAUUCCUCAGCAUUUCAUACCGAAGCUUGAUGGCCUGAAGACGGUUAAUCUGGCGUUUAAUCCGUUUGCUUGCAACUGCAGUCUCAUGCCGUUUUCGAAUUGGCUCAGAAAUGCAAGCCGGCUGGCAACAGUGACAAAUCUUGACGUUACCCUCUGCUUCUCGCCCGCAUCCUACAAAAACACUCCGCUAUUCAACUUCGAGAAGGAUUGUCGUAAUCUACUCCCUAUCAUUUUACCAUCUGUUCUCAUCCCACUUGUUCUGUUGAUUCUUGUCGUAACAGCAGUCUCUGUGCAGUAUCGAGGCUACAUACGAUAUGCCUGCAUGCUGGUUCGAGCGAGAUGGCGGGGCUAUGACGCACUCAAUGAAGGUCGAAGUUUCAAGUACGACACGUUUGUCUCUUACAACAGGGAGGAUGCUGCAUGGGUGUUGCGAGUGCUGCGCCCGAAAUUGGAGGACGAAGUUGGCUAUCAGAUCUGUCUCCACGACAGGGAUUUCACGGUGGGCGAGGAUAUCUUGGACAACAUCAUCAUGUCAAUUGAUGAAAGUAGAAAAACUAUCCUCGUCCUCAGUGACAACUUUGCCAAGUCUCAAUGGUGUCAGCUGGAGAUGAGUCUGGCGCAACACAAAUUGUUCGAAGACAACCGUGACGUGCUUAUCUUGAUUAGAUUGGGGGAGGUUGCUGAGGAGAAUAUGACAAGGACCAUGCGCAUGCUCAUGCGCACGAAGACGUACAUCACGUGGCCGCAAAACGAGGAAGGAAUCGAUCUGUUCUGGAGGAAUCUCAUUUUCGCGUUGAGACGUCCACCAGGGGUCCUGAUGGAAGAGCCCGAGUGGCCAAUAGGGGGCGCGAAUGCCCGAAACGCAGAGUAUGUGAAUUAGUUUUAGAGAUAUCUGGUAGGUUGUACAUUACCUAUUGCACGAACUCCAACUUGCAUCGGCGUUAAAGCUCUUCAAGUACCCAAGAAAAAGGAGAAUUGGAAAUAUUGCUCUGUCUCGAUGGCCCAGUGGUUAUAUUAAGGCGUCCGCCUCGUGAACAGAAGGUCGAUUCGAGGCCCGCUGGUAACCUCCUUCCGAUAUGGCCGGUUGGUUAGCCGCCAACUAGUUAAAUAUAGGUUACAAACUGCCUUCUCACCAGGCGCCUGGCAUUAGAGAUAGGAGUUUAGAAGUAAAGAGUGUAUCAUAAGCCAAAAGCUGGCUGGCACUUUCAUAUAUAUAUUCAUAUAUAUUCAUAAGGUGACACUAUAAUAAAAAGAAAUUUACGUUUUUUACUGCCUCUCGCAAAGGUGUUGCCAUGAUGAAGUUUGGGGCUACAUGCCACGCAUCCCCUUUUUGGGGUGAAUUGUUAAAAUUGGUCAUUUAUCAUUGGAAACGACUCCCUAUCAGGGGAUUCUGGUUUAGCCUCCUAUACAUGUAUACAUUAUAUAGAACUAAUAACUAGAUAUAACUAUCCUGGACUACAACUCAAAAUAUUUGUCAAAUUGAUAACUGGAUAUUAGGCAAUAAAGUGACAAAAGAGACACAAAAGCAGCGAUUUUCUAAUAGUGUGAGCUUCGUAUUGUGCAUUAACGUGAUGGUUUUCGC